Dryobates pubescens (Downy woodpecker) is the source of this 1105-nucleotide messenger RNA. It is a transcript of the gene ARF6, whose product is annotated as ADP ribosylation factor 6. The transcript has 2 exons. The record is from RefSeq and is a predicted model, not a curated record. Gene Ontology annotation, molecular function: GTPase activity; GTP binding. Gene Ontology annotation, biological process: vesicle-mediated transport; intracellular protein transport. NCBI's taxonomy places the organism in Eukaryota, Metazoa, Chordata, Aves, Piciformes, Picidae. Gene Ontology annotation, cellular component: cytoplasm. The coding region runs from base 520 to 1047 and encodes 175 amino acids.
GCGGCGGAGGAGGGGAAGUGAGGCGGGCUCGCGAGGCGCCUUUUCCGGCGGUGCUGGCUGAGGGAGCGGCGCGGAGCGGAGCCGGCCCCGAGCCCCGCUGGGCCGUCCUCAGGUUGGGACGCCGAGCCGCCGCCCUCUGAGCCGGCAUCCAUGAGCUGAGAGGCGCCGGGGUGGGAGCCAAGGCAGCGAGCCGGGCGGAGCCGCCGCCGCCGCCUAAGGCCCGGUGGAGGAGCGGAGCAGAACGCGGCGCGGCCACUCUUCCCGCACCGCUGAGGCUUCUCCUCACCCCCACCCCUUUGCUCCCGUCCUGCUUCUUCCGCAGCCGCCCCAUGCGCGGCCGGCGUUGAGCCCCGCCUGCCCUUGCCCUGACACCCCCUCCUACCCCUUUCGCCCCGCCGGACCGGCUCCGCUCCGCUUCGGCCCCCGCCCAGAGCGGGCUGCUCGGGUGGGUCGGCGCUCGCCCUCUGCUCCCCCCCAACCCCUGCCCCGGAGGCGCCGGGCCCCUUGGAUGCCGCCGAGAUGGGCAAGGUGCUGUCCAAGAUCUUCGGCAACAAGGAGAUGCGGAUCCUGAUGCUGGGUCUGGACGCGGCUGGUAAAACUACCAUCCUGUACAAACUGAAGCUGGGCCAGUCCGUCACCACCAUCCCUACCGUGGGCUUCAACGUGGAGACGGUUACGUACAAAAACGUCAAGUUCAACGUGUGGGAUGUGGGGGGCCAGGACAAGAUCCGUCCCCUCUGGAGGCAUUACUACACGGGCACGCAAGGCUUGAUCUUUGUGGUGGACUGCGCCGAUCGAGACCGCAUCGACGAGGCCCGCCAGGAGCUCCACCGCAUUAUCAACGACAGGGAGAUGCGGGACGCCAUCAUCCUCAUCUUCGCCAACAAGCAGGACCUGCCCGAUGCCAUGAAACCCCAUGAAAUCCAGGAGAAACUGGGCCUGACCCGAAUCAGGGAUAGAAAUUGGUACGUGCAGCCCUCCUGUGCUACUACAGGGGAUGGACUCUAUGAAGGGCUGACAUGGUUAACGUCCAAUUAUAAAUCCUAAUGAGAGAAUUUAACUAUUUAGUCUACAAAGAAUUAAAGAAAACAAACCAACAAAUAAC